AACUUAGCUUUAAUACAUGUUUCUGAAACGUGUCACUGUAGCAAACUGGACACCAAAACACCAUCCCGAUAUUUUCAAGUCUGCAUGUAUCACCGUUGACCUGUGAUCUAAAUGCACGAGGUCACUGUGGUGACCCUGGAUCACUGGGUUAAUUUUUUACAUUAUGUUUUCUUAUAUCUGUAUUGAAUUUGCAUGUCUGUACUAUUAUCCCUGUUCUGAAAAUUACCUGGAGGAUUGAGAACAAACGGUUUCAGCUGUGAACAUUUGCUAAGUAGUUGAAAAUUAUGAAGACACCCACGGAAAAGCAACUACAGAGAAUAGAAAAAAAACGCAAGAAGAUGGCUGCUCUUUUGGAAAUUACCAAACUCAACGACAAGGAUAGAGAAGCUAGAGCUCAUAAACAAGCUGAAAUGGAUAUUGGACAUGCUAGUGAUAGUAGUUCCAGUAGUGGAACUAUAAACGGUGAGAGUCCAAGUAGAAAACGUCCUUGUAGUAGACCAUUGGAAGAUCUCAAUCCAGAAUCUAUAAAAAAUGAGAAUGUAAAGAGCUUGGACAUUAUCAAGGAGCCUGAUUCACUAAGUAACAAGAAGCCUCGACUGAGUGGAGAAGAAUAUAUUAAAAUGAAGCAGGAACUUCGAGAAAGGUCGAACAAGCUCAAAGCUAUACCACGCUUUCGUUUAAAGGCUGUUGGUGACAAUGCCAGUUUAUGUAUUAAUUUAAAGAGCGAGGAAAGAAUUCCUAUAUUUCUAAGUGAUAUACAGCAUCUGCUAAUGUAUUCUCUUUUGGGUCAUCACUCUCCAUACCUGCCAGCUCGAUGGUGUCAUCUGGAAAAAUAUAAUAAGGUAUCUCAUACUGUGGUCCUGGUCAUAGAAGGACUAUCCCUAUAUCACUUCAUGGCUUACGAGUCAAUGUUUUCCAAUAUCACUACGAAUCUAGAACAUCGCUUAGAACUAGUGACACCAGCAGCUUAUGGUGGUUCAAUAGUUGAAGAAUUAGCAGCAGUACCACUCACUGGAACUCAGAGCGAUAGACUGAUAAAACUGACAUGGUUAAUUUCAGAAUUUGGUUCCCUUGAAGCUGCACUUCAGAGGACAGGUGAUCUAGUGAAGCUUCUGAAAGCUGUAUUUCCUAUGAAGCCGGCUACAACCUCAGACGGUAAAGAAUUAUCUGAGGAGGCCUACAAAGAUGUUCCAGUUACAGACAAGUUCCCCAGGACUCAGCUACUUCUGUCACCGUGGCAGCUAGUAGAGGAAAAUUAUCCUUUGCCCUUGGCAGGCGUACUGGCUACAAAAUAUCACGAUUAUAUAAUGACAAAGGAUAUGUACGUGGAAGCUACACCUAAGUCACCGAUGUAUGGUUUAGAUUGUGAAAUGUGCAGAACGACUACAGGAUUACUGGAGCUUACCAGGAUAACGUUAGUCGACGAGAGUAUGAAAAUACUCUAUGACACAUUGGUUAAGCCCGAGAACAAAAUUAUAGAUUAUCUAACAAGAUUCAGUGGUAUCACUGAAAAGAUGCUAGAGGAUGUGACUACAACAUUAAGUGAUGUGCAAAACACAUUGAAAACUAUACUUCCGGCAGACGCUAUUCUAGUGGGCCAAAGUUUAAAUUCAGACUUGCACACGUUAAAGAUGAUGCAUCCGUACAUAAUCGAUACAUCUGUAAUUUUUAAUAUAACUGGUGAUCGCUACAGAAAGACCAAACUGCAAGUCUUAGCUAGAGAAUUCUUAAGUGAAGCUAUCCAGCAGGGUAAAGCAGGACAUUGUUCAUCGGAAGAUGCCAAAGCUUCACUGAAAUUAGCCCAACUGAAGUUAGCCAACAGCGUAAACUAUGGAGACGCUGUCUUAACUGGACAACGUGAUCUUGAGUUACUGAAGAUGAGUACACACAAGCAACCUGGCCAAAAAAUAUUAGACAAAACCGAGCUACGUAAGUACGCUACAUCAAUCUUCAACCAUGUUACGAAGAAUCAAAAGAGCGCAGCUAUAGUGGGCAGUGAUGAUGUUAUGAACGAGUACUCGAGGUAUCUGAAGACGUCGUCCUUAAGUGUUAUGGAUGAUACGAACUUCGAUGCAAAUGAUCAGGUGCGUCUGGUACUGGCUGAUAGCUGCAAGGGUGCUGUAACCAGGGCAUCUCAAAUAGCAAUGGAGCACGCAUUUACUUUGUGCCAUGUCCAGGUCCCUGGUGAAGAUUUAGAGACUGAACGUCUAACGAAGACUUUCAGUAGUGUAAACAAGUGGGUGGACAAGUUGUGGCAACAUACUGCGCAGAACGGCUUAGUGUGUGUAGUUUUUGGUGGUCAAACAAAAGCCAGUAAUGGCGCCUGCUUUUUAAAUAUCAAAAAGGAUUUAGUGCACGCCAAAGCGCUGGCCAAAGCGUAGCGCAUUCAUUAAUAACCUGUAUGUGAUCAGCGUACCUCCGAAACAGAGACCUGAAUGAUAGAAAAUAUUGGGAAAUAAUGAGGUCACCUAAUCUCUAUUCGAUAUUCAUGUUUGCCAGCAAUGUACAAACUAGUGUAUCGUUAAUAAACAUUUGAUAUUUGUUUACGAA
Messenger RNA from Cephus cinctus (wheat stem sawfly), 2550 nucleotides. RefSeq names its product RNA exonuclease 5 (gene Rexo5). Lineage: Eukaryota; Metazoa; Arthropoda; Insecta; Hymenoptera; Cephidae. The transcript has 7 exons. Bases 285 to 2381 code for a protein of 698 amino acids. The record is from RefSeq and is a predicted model, not a curated record. Gene Ontology annotation, molecular function: nucleic acid binding; exonuclease activity. Gene Ontology annotation, cellular component: nucleus.